Dictyostelium discoideum AX4 is the source of this 510-nucleotide messenger RNA. RefSeq names its product GCN5-related N-acetyltransferase (gene nat13). Gene Ontology annotation, molecular function: transferase activity; acyltransferase activity, transferring groups other than amino-acyl groups; acetyltransferase activity. The transcript is spliced from 2 exons. NCBI's taxonomy places the organism in Eukaryota, Evosea, Eumycetozoa, Dictyosteliales, Dictyosteliaceae. The record is from RefSeq and is a predicted model, not a curated record. The coding region runs from base 1 to 510 and encodes 169 amino acids.
AUGGGCAAAAAUUUAAUUGAAUUAGGAGAUUUGACAGACAAGAAUCUUGGUCAAUUAGUAUUAUUAAAUAAUACUACACUUCCAGUUUCAUAUGAAGAAAAAUUCUAUUCAAAAUUAUUAUCCACUGGUUUUGUUUCAAAAUUAGCAUUUUUCAAUGAUAUUAUGGUUGGUGCAGUAUGUUGUAAAAUUGAUCAAUCACAAGUUCAAGGUGAACAACCAUCUUUAUAUAUAAUGACAUUUUGUGUUUUAGCUCAAUAUAGAAAUUUAGGUAUUGGUCGUAAAUUAUUGGAAUACAUUGAAGAAUUAUGUAAAACUGAAAAAUAUGAAAAAAUAUCAUUACAUGUUCAAGUUGGUUCAGAUGCAAUCGAUUUUUAUAAAAAGUUUUCUUUCUCAAUCGAAUCAACUAUUAAUAAUUAUUAUCGUAAUAUUCAACCAGCUGAUUGUUAUGUUAUGUCCAAGAAAAUGAUAACUUCCGAUGAAAAAAAAGAUGAUAAUACCAAACAAGAAUAA